Messenger RNA from Haliotis rufescens (red abalone), 910 nucleotides. RefSeq names its product sigma intracellular receptor 2-like. The transcript is spliced from 3 exons. NCBI's taxonomy places the organism in Eukaryota, Metazoa, Mollusca, Gastropoda, Lepetellida, Haliotidae. Bases 29 to 550 code for a protein of 173 amino acids. Gene Ontology annotation, cellular component: endoplasmic reticulum. The record is from RefSeq and is a predicted model, not a curated record.
GAGUCGCCCCCAAUACGCGUCAGUCGGCAUGGGUCUCAGGCUGGUACUGGACGUGGUCUUCUGUGGCUACUUCGGUUUCCACAUCCCCACCACCGUGUUGUUCAACUCACAGGCGCUGUUCCCGCCCUGGGUCUACCCGCAGUGGUUGAAAAAUAUGUGGGUUUCCUACCUCGAAGAUUUCCGUGAUCCCUUCUUGGCGGACCCGAGUUCUUUCCCUUGGUUUAUGGCCACGUGUGCGGUUGAGUUCUCCCUAGAAUUACCCUUUUUCUUCAUUGCAGCAUAUGCGUAUUUCUAUGGUGUGCGGCGUUGCCCCUGGAUACGGCUACCGUCGUUGAUGUACAGCGUCCACACUGCAACGUCUGUCCUCGCCAUCAUCUUCACCACGUGGCUGCACGACUUUACCUUGUACAAGGUGGCGGGGCCACGUGACGUCACGGAGAGGAUGCGGCUGAUCUGCGUGUACGGCUUCUUCUUCGUGGUGUGCGUCCUCAACAUCCUCGACACGUGCUUCAGCUCAGCGUACAACAGAGACAAGGAGAAGACCAACUGAGGCAGUGGCUGGAAACACCAGCAUCAGUUGGAGGUAGUCAUCGAGUGGUCAGUUUAGAGUUUCAAGGGGAAGAAGAUAAUGGCUUCUCUGUGCUGUUGAUGUAAGGAACUGUGAACCAGUCUGAUGGAAUGGGCGUGGUCAUAUCUCUACGACUAUUACAAAUGUCACGGAGUGUUUGCUUGAUGUACAGUGAGAUGUACCACAGUGUCAUCUUGAUGUCUCGUGAGAUAUGUUACAGUGUCAGCUUGAUUUAUAGUGAGAUAUGUCACAGUGUCAGCUUGAUGUCUCGUGAGAUAUGUCACAGUGUCAGCUUGAUGUAUAGUGAGAUAUAUCACAGUGUCAGCUCGAUGUAUAGUGAGA